UCUUGCAAAAUACUUUAAUGGUAAGAUCCUAUAUCUUCAUUCAGGUGUGAAUAUAGAUGACGUGGAUGCGGAUACGGUGAUGCCGACGACUAAGAAGAAGAUCCUCAAUGAUGAAGACCAGUACAACGAGGAUGUCCGCUUCAAUAUGGCCAUCAGGGAGACCUUCCUCAACCGAUUCGUGCACAUGUUCCUAAUGUACGAGAACUUUGUCAUCAUGCCGGAUCAGGAUCGAGACUCGUGGCUGACUGCGCGGGAGUCGAUGGUGAAUUUUGACAAAGCAUCGUUCCUCUCGGACCAGCCGCAGCGACAUCGCCCCUUCCUCUCGCGCUUCCUCGAGACACAGAUGUUCGCGACACUCAUAGACAACAAGAUCAUGGCCAACUGGGGCGACUAUGACGUCAACUUGCAAGUAUUCGA
This is a messenger RNA of Papilio xuthus (Asian swallowtail), 417 nucleotides long. RefSeq names its product DENN domain-containing protein 5B-like. The annotation marks the transcript as partial. The record is from RefSeq and is a predicted model, not a curated record. The transcript has 2 exons. Lineage: Eukaryota; Metazoa; Arthropoda; Insecta; Lepidoptera; Papilionidae. Gene Ontology annotation, molecular function: guanyl-nucleotide exchange factor activity; small GTPase binding.